UUCCUAUGUUUGUAUUUGAUUUUUCAUUCUCUAAGAAUAUACAUAAAUGCUAUGACCAUGGGUCAAACAAAAGUGAUGUAGUUAGGGUGGUGCCCCUGUCUCCGCCCUCCUCUGUCUCUCCGCCCUUGGAGAGAUUUCAAAAAAUUGCAACAAGUUGGACAAAGGCAUGGCGAAAGGACCGGAAAUCGGUGUUGCGCUCCAUCAAAAUUGUGUUUUGUCUUCGCCGUGACAACACUUGUAUAAAGAUCGGCUGGGUUUCUCCGUAGUGUUCCCACUAUCACCUCAUCUAACUGGACAGUCAGCAUCGUCUUGUCUCUUAGACACGCAAACAGUUGAGUACCUUUGGGGAAGCCCAGCCCCCGAGUGGCCACCAUGGGGGACGAUAGCGAGUGGAUGAAGCUUUCCAUUGACCAGAAAUGUGAACACAAGGUGUGGAAAGCCCGUCUGAAUGGUUAUGAAGAGGCUCUGAAGUUGUUCCAGAGGAUAGAGGAUGAGAAGAGUCCAGAGUGGGGGAAGUAUCUCGGACUAAUAAAGAAGUUUGUCACGGACUCGAAUGCUGUGGCUCAGCUGAAAGGCCUGGAGGCAGCCCUGGCCUUCAUUGAGAAUGCCCAUGUAGCUGGCAAGACGACAGGUGAGGUGGUGUCUGGCGUGGUGACCAAAGUUUUCAACCAGCCAAAGGCUAGAGCCAAGGAGCUAGGUACAGACAUCUGUCUGAUGUACAUCGAGAUCGAGAAAGCUGAGGUGGUUCAAGAUGAGCUCCUUAAAGGACUGGACAACAAGAACCCCAAGAUAGUGGUGGCCUGCAUCGAGGCACUCAGGAAGGCUCUCAGUGAGUUUGGAUCUAAGAUCGUAACAUUGAAGCCCGUAGUGAAGAUUUUAUCCAAGCAGUUUGAGUCCAGAGAGAAGGCGGUGAGAGACGAAGCUAAGCUUCUUGCUGUUGAGAUCUACAAAUGGAUCAGAGAUGCUCUGAGACCUCCACUGCAAAACAUUAACUCUGUACAGCUGAAGGAACUAGAAGAGGAGUGGGUGAAGCUGCCUUUGUCUCCUCCCAAGCAAACCCGGUUCCUGCGCUCACAGCAGGACCUGAAGGCAAAGUUUGAACAGCAACAAGCCCAAGGAGGAGAACAGUCUGAUGGAGAGGAUGAGACUGAUACAGUGGCAGCAGUGGAUGCUUAUGAACUGCUGGAAGCUGUGGAGAUUCUGUCCAAGAUGCCCAAAGACUUCUAUGAGAAAAUAGAAGCUAAAAAGUGGCAGGAGCGGAAGGAAGCUCUGGAGGCUGUAGAGGCACUGACCAAGAAUCCUAAACUAGAGAAUGGAGACUACGGUGACCUUGUCAGAGCACUGAAGAAGGUUGUGGGGAAAGAUGCCAAUGUGAUGUUGGUGUCAGUGGCAGCUAAAUGUCUGGCUGGGCUGGCCACCGGUCUCAGGAAGAAGUUUGGAACAUAUGCAGGACAAGUGGUUCCAACUAUUCUGGAGAAGUUUAAGGAGAAGAAGCCUCAGGUUGUCCAGGCCCUGCAGGAGGCUAUUGAUGCUAUCUUCCUCACUACCACUCUGCAGAACCUGUCAGAGGACAUUCUGGCUGUGAUGGACAAUAAGAACCCUUCUAUUAAGCAGCAGGCUUCUCUGUUUUUGGCUCGUUCCUUCAGACACUGUACACAGACCACACUGCCAAAGAGCGUCCUCAAACCUCUCUGCGCUGCUCUCAUUAAGCAAGUAAAUGACUCCGCUCCAGAGGUACGUGAUGCUGCCUUUGAAGCUUUGGGGACAGCCAUGAAAGUAGUGGGAGAGAAGGCUGUGAACACUUUCCUGGCUGACUUGGAUAAACUCAAACUGGAUAAGAUAAAGGAGUGUGCUGACAAAGUGGAGCUUCCUGGAGGCAAAAAAGGUGGUGGUGGUAAAGGGGUGGACAAGAAGCCAGCAGCUAAAGCUCCUCCUGCUGCUGAAGCACCACACAAAUCCUCUGUCCCACCCAGGAAGACCCAGUCUGCUGGCAGCAAGCCUUCAGCAGGUCCAUCUAAGAAAGGCAAACCAACAUCUGCUGCUGGUGGAAAAAGCAAGAAGAACCUGGACAGUAAAGAAAUCACAGAGAGUGAACUGUCUGCUGAGGUGAGUGAGGAGUUGGCAGCAGGUGUACUUCCUACCUCCUGUAUUCAGCAGCUGGACUCAGCCAACUGGAAGGAGAGACUGGCUAGUAUGGAGGAGUUCCAGAGGGCUGUUGAGACCAUGGACACAGCUGUGAUGCCCUGCCAGGCCCUAGUCCGGAUGUUGGCCAAAAAACCAGGCUGGAAGGAGACCAACUUCCAGGUGAUGCAGAUGAAGCUGCACAUCGUGGCUCUUAUAUGUAGAAGAGGACAGUUUUCAAAGACAUCGGCCUCUGUGGUUUUGGAUGGCUUGGUGGAUAAGGUCGGAGAUGUUAAGUGUGGUGGAAACGCCAAAGAGGGACUGACUGCUAUCGGAGAGGCCUGCUCCCUGCCAUGGACUGCAGAGCAGGUUGUGUCAAUGGCAUUUGCACAAAAGAACCCCAAAAACCAGGCAGAGACACUCAACUGGCUGGCCAAUGCCAUGAAGGAGUUUGGCUUUGCUGGUAUCAAUGUGAAGGGUUUCAUCAACAAUGUGAAGACUGCUCUGGGAGCGACUAAUCCUGCUGUUCGGACAGCUGCCAUCACCCUGCUGGGAGUCAUGUACCUCUACAUGGGAGCUCCGCUGCGCAUGUUCUUUGAAGACGAGAAGCCUGCACUCCUCUCACAGAUAGAUGCUGAGUUUGAGAAGAUGCAGGGUCAGUCUCCACCAGCUCCAAUCCGAUUUACCAAGAAGGCCACAGCGGCGGAGGAGGAGGGGGAUGAAGGAGAGGAGCAGGAGGAAGAUGGUGGAGGACAGGAUAUCAUGGACCUACUGCCCAGAACAGAGAUCAGUGACAAGAUCACAUCCAAUCUGGUGUCUAAAAUUGAGGACAAGAACUGGAAGAUCAGGAAGGAGGGUCUGGAUGAGACUGCUGCAAUCAUCUCAGAGGCCAAGUUUAUCACAGCCAACAUCGGCAGCGAGCUUCCAUUGGCCCUGAAAGGACGACUUGGGGAUUCCAACAAGAUCCUGGUCCAGCAGACCCUGACCAUCCUGCAGCAGCUGGCUACAGCCAUGGGUCCUGGACUCAAACACCAUGUUAAAGCACUAGGAAUCCCUAUUAUCACUGUACUUGGAGACAGCAAGCUUAAUGUAAGGACGGCUGCCAUGACCACCUUGCAGGCCUGGGUGGAGCAGACCGGGAUGAAGGAAUGGCUGGAGGGAGAAGACCUAUCAGAGGAACUGAAGAGAGAGAAUCCCUUCCUACGACAGGAGGUGCUAGGUUGGUUAGCAGAGAAACUACCAAACAUGAGAACAGUACCUGGUGAUCUGAUGCUGUGUGUCCCUCAUCUCUACACCUGUCUGGAGGACAGAAAUGGAGACGUGAGAAAGAAAGCUCAGGAAGCCCUGCCCACCUUCAUGAUGCACCUAGGCUACGACAAGAUGACCAAGGCUACAGGGAAACUCAAACCGUCCUCCAAGGAUCAGGUGUUAGCCAUGUUGGAAAAGGCCAGGGCAGUGAUGCCUGCUAAACCCGCUGCUCCUGCCAAGGCUGGAGGCGGGAAAAGUUCUUCAGAGCCAAGCAGAAGUGCUUCAGCCUCCAGGUCCCAGCCAGCCAGUGAGGAAGUUGAUGGUAAACCUGAAGUGAAGAAGGUCAGAGGAGGAGUGGCUGCUAAGAAGCCUCCCUCUCCUCCUGAGGAACCUGCCCCUCCCCCUUCCUCCAAGGACAAGGACAGUAAUGCUAAUAAAAAGCCCCAGAGCAAAGGGAAGGCUGCUGCUGGCAGUCAACAGGGUGCAGCUGGUAAGAAGCCUGCAGCCAAAAGCCAGAAGGAUGAGGAAGAUAGGUCUGGGCCAAUCUUUAUCUUCAUCCCCAAUGCUAAGGAGCAGAGGAUCAAAGAGGAGAAGCAGCUGAAGAUUUUGAAAUGGAACUUCAUCACUCCUCGAGAUGAGUAUGUGGAGCAGCUGAAAACUCAGAUGUCCACCUGCUUUGCAAAGUGGCUGCAGGACGAGCUCUUUCACUUUGACUUCCAGAGACACGUCAAGGCCAUCGGAGUCAUGAUUGAGAGGUUGGAGAGUGAGAGCGAAGCCACCAUCUCCUGUCUGGACCUGAUUCUGAAGUGGUUCACCUUGCGGUUCUUUGACACCAACACCACAGUCCUGAUGAAGGUCUUGGAGUACCUAAAAUUGUUGUUUGCCAUGCUGAACAGGGAGAACUAUCACCUGACUGAAUACGAGGCCAACUCCUUCGCCCCUUACCUCAUACUAAAGGUUGGAGAGUCAAAGGAUGUAGUUCGCAAAGAUGUUCGGGCCAUACUGGCCAUGCUGUGUAAGGUUUACCCAGCAUCCAAGGUCUUCCCUUUCCUCAUGGAUGGAACCAAGUCCAAGAACUCUAAACAGAGAGCUGAAUGUCUGGAGGAGUUGGGUUGUCUCAUAGAAGGCUAUGGGAUGAAUGUUUGCCAACCGACUCCAGCCAAGUCCCUGAAGGAGAUUGCGGUUCACAUAGGCGACAGAGACACAUCUGUCCGCAAUGCUGCCCUGAACACUGUUGUCGCUGUCUACAAUGUCUGUGGGGACCAAGUCUACAAACUAAUUGGAAACUUAUCAGAGAAAGACAUGAGCAUGCUGGAAGAGAGAAUCAAGCGUUCUGCCAAGAAGACUCCUCCAGCUCCUGCCAAGCAGAGUGUGCCAGAGAGGUCUCAAAGAGAGCCCCCAGCUAACCCUAAUGCCACUUUCCUCCGCAAGCCUUCACAAGAAGACCCCAACAAACUCAAUCAAGCCCGUCAGAACGCCCAGCACACAGAGUCCUCCCACCCUUCCAUCCCCAAGGAGUUCCAGUUAGACCUGGACAUGAUUGAAAUGGACCAGAGCAGGGUGUGUGAGCUGCCGGACCUCGUCCAACACAAGCUGGAUGAGCUGCUGGAGCCCAUCAUGAUCCCUGAACCCAAGAUGCGAGCUGUAUCUCCACACUUUGAUGACCUCCACAAUAGCACCGCCUCGACCAUCAAUUUUGUCAUCUCUCAGGUGGCCAGCGGUGACAUCAACACCAGCAUACAGGCACUGGCACAGAUCGAUGAGGUGUUGCGGCAGGAAGACAAAGCAGAAGUCAUGUCAGGACACAUUGAUCAGUUCCUCAUCGCUACCUUCAUGCAGCUGAGGCUCAUCUACAGCACGCACAUGGCUGAUGACCGACUGGACAAGAAGGACAUCAUCAAACUGUACAGCUGCAUCAUAGGAAACAUGUUAUCUUUGUUCUCUAUGGAGUCCCUGGCUAGAGAGGCGUCUAUGGGUGUGUUGAAGGACCUUAUGCAUGGUCUGAUAACACUGAUGCUGGACGGCAGAGUGGAGGACAUUGAGGAUGGACAGCAGGUCAUCCGAUCAGUAAACCUGCUGGUCAUAAGAGUUCUGGAGAAGUCUGAUCAGACCAACAUGAUAAGUGCUCUGUUGGUUCUUCUUCAGGACAGUUUGGUCACAACAGCUGGUCCCCCAAUGUUCUCUGAACUGGUCAUGAAGUGUCUGUGGAGGAUGAUCCGCUUCCUCCCAGAGACAAUCAACAGUAUCAAUCUGGAUCGGAUCUUACUGGAUGUCCACAACUUCAUGAAGGUUUUCCCCAAAGAGAAGCUCAAGCAGCUAAAGAGUGACGUCCCUCACAGAACCCUCAAGACUCUGUUGCACACACUCUGCAAGCUUACUGGGGCCAAGAUCCUGGACCACCUAUCAAUGAUAGAGAAUCGUAAUGAGUCAGAGUUGGAGGCCCAUCUUAGGCGGGUAGUUAAACACUCUGGAAACCUGUCAGGACUUAAGAGCGACCGCGGCAACGAGAAGACUGGUCUGCGCACAGAGGAUCGGAUGUCAAAGGCUAAGGUCAGUGACAUUCUGUCUGAAAUCUUCAAGAAGAUCGGCUCCAAGGAGAACACUAAAGAGGGUUUGACUGAGUUGUACGAGUACAAACAGAAGUACUCUGAUGCAGACCUGGAGCCCUUCCUCAAAAACACAUCGCAGUUCUUCCAGAGCUACGUGGAGCGAGGCCUUCGUGUCAUAGAGUCCGAGAGGGAGGGCAAGGCUCGUAUCCAGACCUCAGCAGUGAUCCCUCAGCAUGGCGUGGACUCCAGUCUGAGCAGUAACAAUGAAGAGCUGAAACCAGCUGUUUACUACGAGAGACUCAAGAUCCUCAGACAGAGACAAGGCCUGGAAAACACCUCCAGACAGGGUGUCAUAGGAAGCGAGGAUGAGCCUCAACAGCGACCUCCCAUCUCCUCCCUGCUGUCCUCAAAGCCAUCUGUGGCCUCCUCCACCGAUAUGCUCCACAGUAAGCUGUCUCAGCUCAAAGAGUCCAGAGAGCUGUACCAGCAGGAACACACCCACUCUCCAACGCAUGCACAUACCCGCUCAGCUUCCCCGGCGGCCAACCUGGACGACCUGAAGAAACGUCUGGAGAGGAUAAAGAGCAACCGGCAGUAAGGAGCUCCGCAGCACCACCUCAUGUCAUCCGCAAAACCUGUGGAGCCCAGCUGGUAGAAAAUACAACCUCCUCCUUUUCAACUCCUCUGUGUUCCUUUUUCGUGUUCUAGAUGGAAGUAGAAAGCACCUUGACACUAAAAUCCAACCCUCUGUAACAACAAACCAGGUAGCAACAGACAAUUACAUCCACAAGUUUGAACCUGACUCCACCCACUGUGCCUGUAAGUUAUUAGAAAUCAAAUACACCCUAAUCUGAUUGUAGUGGAAUACAUUCAGAUUGAACUAAGGCUGUGACUGGGAUUUUUAGCCUUCACACACACACACGCGCACACACACACACACACACACACACACACACACACACACACACACACACACACAAAGUGUUUUAGCUUCUAUUCCAGCUUCUUCUUCUAGCUCUUAUAUUUAGGCUUCUAGUCUUUUUGUUUUCAAGUGUCGACCAUCAGGGCAGAAAAAGCCAGAGUCUCAGAGUGAGUUUUGAUGUUAUGUGUACAGGAUCACGAAAUUGUCAGUCUGUACAGUUUCAUCUUGAUGACUGUCACUGUAUCCUGCCCUCUUCCUGUCCUGUCCCUGUCUAACGUUUUUGGGUGCCCCCCAUUCAAUGUACACCUCAUACUGUAUUAUAAUACUGAAAUAAUGAACUUACCCUUCUCUUCUCUGUUUAAGUAUCACAGCACAAAGAUGUUUGUACAUAUUUAAAGCUUGUUAAAGCCACUUAACUGUUAUGGAGCGCUUCUCAUGUGGUUGGGGGGGAGUAAAGAAAUGUUGCUGUUUUCUACUACUGCUGAGUUUGGAUGGAGAAACACUGCUUUAAAGGAGCUGAUUUCAGAUUUGUUGCUUUGUAAAUGCAGCAUCUGACUGCCCCCUUGUGGCUGAACACUGUCCUCAUAUCAGUAUGUAGUUCUCAGAUUUCAGCUGAAGUCCUGUUUGCAAUGGGGGCAUCUGGAGAUUUGUGAUAAUUUGCCUAAAGUUGACACAUUAUUAUCAGAACAAUAAAAAAAAAAACAAAUAAGUUACAAGGCUAACAGUUGAUGUGUAAAUGGGGCUUGAUGCUCCAGCACUUACUUUAGUCAAUUAAGUGUCUGAUUUCUGCCCAUUUCAAAUAUUUAUGCUGCAACAGUAUAAGCAGUGCUGCAUUUCCACAGCAACAUCAAAUCCUCUGUUUGUUUGUUUUUCACCUUUUUGAUGGGGUUCAAACUGACAGGGCCCUAAAAGCCACAGCUGUAUGCCCAUAUUGAAGGAUUCUUUUUGUGUCUGUUUUUAACAGGGGGUUUGGUAAAGGUUCUGUAGAAGAAUCUGUCCUGUUUUAUUUUGAAAGUAUUUGGUGGCCUUCUGCUAAGCUUUUGUUUCAUAUGUCAGUGGUCUUAAAUCCUUCCUUGAAAGUGAUCAGCUGUAGUGUCUGUCUUUAAAACCUGCAGACUUCAGGUGGGACAAGGUUAAAAAGUAGUGCUUUUAUUCUGGAGAAGUGUCACAAUUUGGUGCACCCUGAUGCCGCUUUUCAACCUAUCGGGACUGAGAAUUUGUCCCUAGCUGAAGCUGGGACCAAGCGGUGCUACGUACAGGUGUGUUGUAGUGGUGUGAUGGAUUGUGCUUUGAGUUGACAUUUUGCUGUAAAUACUGUAUGUAAUGUCUUCGAUUAACAGCCUCCCUCAGUUAUUUAACAGCAGCCACUCAGUUGUGUUUGUAGGCUUGAAGAGCAUGGCAUGAAGUCUGAUUGUUUUUAUUUUCUCAUGUAAAUAAAGUUCACAUUAAUAAAAGCACUGUUUUAAUCAA
Molecule: messenger RNA, 8310 nt
Organism: Acanthopagrus latus (yellowfin seabream)
Lineage: Eukaryota; Metazoa; Chordata; Actinopteri; Spariformes; Sparidae
Gene: ckap5
Product: cytoskeleton associated protein 5
Exons: 45
Coding region: 373-6516 (2047 amino acids)
Biological process (GO): centrosome duplication; establishment or maintenance of microtubule cytoskeleton polarity; mitotic spindle organization
Cellular component (GO): kinetochore; microtubule plus-end; spindle pole
Molecular function (GO): microtubule plus-end binding; microtubule plus end polymerase activity
Source: RefSeq, a predicted model, not a curated record